Molecule: messenger RNA, 1092 nt
Organism: Colletotrichum truncatum
Lineage: Eukaryota; Fungi; Ascomycota; Sordariomycetes; Glomerellales; Glomerellaceae
Product: 2-hydroxyacid dehydrogenase
Molecular function (GO): NAD binding
Source: RefSeq, a predicted model, not a curated record
AUGGGCGAUCUGCAACCGAGGAAAAGCCCUUUGGCAAACGACAUCCUGCUAGUUUUCAUUUCUACGGACCGCAACGAAGAAUGGAUCCGCAGGGUCGAGUCACGGUUUCCCGGCCUCGAGGUCCGGUGGGCCGCGAACCAUAAGCCGGACGGCGGCUUCAUAUUGCCGGAUGAGCUCCCGGACGAAGUCUGGGAUGGUGUCACAAUGAUUUUGAGUUUCAACCCCCCGUCGCCGGAAAAGUUGUCGAAAGUGCGGUUCGUCCAGUUGACGUCCGCUGGUGCGGAUAAAUGGCACAACCAUGAGCUGUACAAGAAGCCCGACAUCCCAUUCUGCACGACGAAUGGAUGCCAUCCGCCCCAAAUCGCCGAAUGGGUUAUCGGCAGCUGGCUGGCGAGCCAGCAUCACUUCUUGCGGUAUGCCGAGAACCAAAAACAAGGGUUCUGGGAAGGCCCGAUGGCCGUGGACUUUGAAGAUUCAGUCGGUCUGCGCAUGGGUGUUUUAGGCUACGGCGCUAUCGGUCGUCAGUGCGGAAAGAUUGCGCAGGCAAUGGGGAUGGAGGUCUACGCCUACACCAGGAGCGAAAAGCCGACCUCGGAAUCUCGGAAAGACGACAGCUACUGCAUUCCCGGGACCGGAGACCCAGACGGACUGGUGCCUUCAAAAUGGUUCCACGGCGCAUCGAAGGAGGCCGUAAAUAAUUUCCUCGCUCAGGAUCUCGAUCUCUUGGUUCUCGGCUUACCGUUGACGUCUGAAACGAGAGGCCUUUUAGGCGAAGAGCAGUUCGAGAUCCUCUCAAAAAAGAAGACGUUUGUCUCCAAUGUUGCCAGAGGACCGCUUAUUCAGACCGAUGCUCUGAUCAAGGCCCUAGAGUCCGGCAAGAUUCGGGCCGCCGCUUUAGAUGUUACGGAUCCCGAGCCAUUGCCGAAAGAUCACCCGCUCUGGAGAGCGCCGAAUGUGUUCGUCACCCCUCAUGUUAGUUGGCGCACUAAUGGAUAUUGGGAAAGAGUGUUGGGCGUCCUGGAAACGAAUCUGGAGCGCAUGGAUGCUGGAAAGCCUUUGAUUAAUGUUGUCAACAAGCAGCUUCAUUAUUGA